Candida dubliniensis CD36 is the source of this 309-nucleotide messenger RNA. RefSeq names its product mitochondrial 37S ribosomal protein mS33. NCBI's taxonomy places the organism in Eukaryota, Fungi, Ascomycota, Pichiomycetes, Serinales, Debaryomycetaceae. Gene Ontology annotation, cellular component: mitochondrion. The transcript has a single exon. The record is from RefSeq and is a predicted model, not a curated record. Bases 1 to 309 code for a protein of 102 amino acids.
AUGAGUGUGUUGAAAGCGUUACCAUCCAAGGCUAGGUUGGCAGAGGUCAGAAAAACUUCAUUUAGAAUAUUUGAUCAGUUUUGGAAUCCUAAUGCAAAAAGAAACCCAAAUAAAAUAUUAAAAGCACCUUUGAAAGGUCCAGAAUAUGUGAAGUAUUAUGGUGACAAUAAUGCUGUGCCUACAUUCAGUGAUUUCAAAAUUUGGUUUCCUCAGUUACAGCUAGUGGAUCCUAGAGAAGCACAUAGAGUAUUCAUAGUUGCAGACAGAAAAAGAAGAAAUAAGGGUGCUCCUAAAAAGAAGAAGCAAUGA